Molecule: messenger RNA, 532 nt
Organism: Solanum verrucosum
Lineage: Eukaryota; Viridiplantae; Streptophyta; Magnoliopsida; Solanales; Solanaceae
Product: glucan endo-1,3-beta-glucosidase 12-like
Exons: 3
Coding region: 32-376 (114 amino acids)
Source: RefSeq, a predicted model, not a curated record
GUCAAUCUCACCUUGUCACAAAGGAGAAGUAAUGUCAAGAAGUUUUCUUGCUCUGCUGCUUUUCAUGUUUCUCACAAAAAUUUCAGUGAAUGGGCAACUAGAAGAAUGGUGCAUAGCAGAUGAACAGACACCAGAUACUGAGUUGCAAGUGGCUUUAGAUUGGGCAUGUGGGAAAGGAGGUGCAGAUUGUAGCAAGAUUCAAAAGGACCAGUCUUGUUAUUAUCCAAAUACUGUGAGAGAUCAUGCUUCUUAUGCCUUUAAUAAUUACUUUCAGAAGUACAAGAAGAAAGGUGGAACCUGUUUCUUCAACAAUGCUGCAAUGGUUAUUCAAGUUGAUCCUAGUCAUAAUUCUUGCCACUACGAGUACAUGCCCUAGUACUUUGUGUUUUUCAAUCUCUUAAACGCCAGGUUCAGGUUUUCAUCAUUUAUGCCAAGAAAGAUAAUCAUGGAGAUUAGACAACUGACUAUAUCCUGGAUUUGAGUAGUUGAAUUCAAUACGUUGUAGCAUUUUUGCAAUUAAAGAUUCAAGAUA